This is a messenger RNA of Octopus bimaculoides (California two-spot octopus), 2773 nucleotides long. RefSeq names its product nucleolar protein 9. Gene Ontology annotation, molecular function: RNA binding. Gene Ontology annotation, cellular component: 90S preribosome; preribosome, small subunit precursor; nucleolus. NCBI's taxonomy places the organism in Eukaryota, Metazoa, Mollusca, Cephalopoda, Octopoda, Octopodidae. Gene Ontology annotation, biological process: ribosomal small subunit export from nucleus; endonucleolytic cleavage in 5'-ETS of tricistronic rRNA transcript (SSU-rRNA, 5.8S rRNA, LSU-rRNA); endonucleolytic cleavage in ITS1 to separate SSU-rRNA from 5.8S rRNA and LSU-rRNA from tricistronic rRNA transcript (SSU-rRNA, 5.8S rRNA, LSU-rRNA). The record is from RefSeq and is a predicted model, not a curated record.
CACGUUGGGAACAACUCUGCUUUAGUAGUACCGCACAUGUCGAAAGCUAUUAAUCGUGUCACUCUUACUGUACAUAAAUAAACACACACACACACAUCUAUACAUACAUAUAGCAUUCUGUAGCAGAUAAUAAUAAUAAUAAAGACAGCAUGUCUAUUUCUCCAUUUAAUUCGACUGUGAUUGCACCUUAUCAACAGAACAGAAAACAGGACUCUAUUUGAUUUGUAAAAGGUUGAUAGUUGCAAUAGAGACAUUAGUCUCUCUCUAUCACCUUUCAACAUAAUUAUAUAUGAAGAAACAGUAGAACAAUUAACAACAUAAUAAAAAUAAGUUGUAUUUUUGAUGAUGAUCCCGUGUUAUUCAGCUUAGCAGCCGCUGAUUGAUUUUUAUUUGGUAUCGGAAGGUUAAGAGCUUCCUUGAUGUAUGCCAGACGAGCAAGUAGCUAUCAAAUCGAUGGCAUCGUGGUGAAGAGUGCCUCGUUGAGGAGCAAGAUGUCACGCCGAAGGUGUAGUGCUCAAGAGGUUUAGAAAGUGAAACAAACUCUUUGAUUACUAGUUUUACUACGCAUGCGCACUCGAGGGGCUUCCGGAAAGGCAAGUCCCUUGCGCACAUGCAGAUAGUACGUCCUCAACGGCGGCUAUAAUUUUGCGCCCCUACAUAUUAUAAAUAAACAACAUCGCCAUCAGGAAGCCACAACAAUCGAUAACAUGAUCAAGAAAGCGUCGAUGUCUCAGAAAGCGUCGAUGUCUCAGAAAGCGUCGUUGUCUUAUUAUAAAAGGGCUAUCAACAGUUUCAGACAGGAAACCUGUGCCGAAAACAAAAGUAUUUUCUUGCUCAAUGUCCUCCGCCAGUUGAAGACAGAACUCAGUGUGUGCCAGAACCAGACUGUAAGUCACUAUGUGGAGACAUUCUUGAAGAGUGCUGAGCCAAAGCAUCUGUUUUUUAUGUGGGAGAUGAUACGCUCCAAUUGGAUGGAGUUCUGCACCGACCGUUGUGCAAGCCACGUCCUGCAUAAAACCCUCCUGUUGCUGCCGGCCACAUUUGAUGUUGACCCGGCAGAGCUCCACGUCGACGACGAAGAGGAGAUCAAGAGCUAUGCAGAAGACGACGCUGUCGGUGAUGACGAUGGUGGUGGUGGUAAGAUAAAAUGCAAGAAGAAGGCAGGGUCAAAAAAGGAAUCGGUGUCAGCACGUGAAUCGUUUCUACAGUUCUGUGAGUUCCUUGAUGACAACAUCGAGACAUUCAUUACCGAUGUCUAUGCCAGUCACAUCGUCCGUGUCUCACUUCAUGUCUUGGCCAAUAAAUCGGUGAAAGAUACGACCACCACCAAGGGACAUAAGUUUCAAAAAGACGCAAAAGAUUUCCAACUGAAAAUUGCAGAUGAUGACGAGAAUUUCAUAAAAUGUUUUUUAAAAAUAUCGAAACAUAUUUGCGCAUUGGAGAACAUAUACUCAUUUUUCACACACGAAUUAGCCAAUCCAGUCAUUCAGGUUUUAGUGCAUCUCACGAUGGAACUGGAUCAGGACGUUGGUAAAAAACUGUGUAGCAGAAUCAUCAAAUUGUGUGGAUUUCUAGACAUUCCCCCCAUCGAUCCGGACACGGCACUUAUAGAUCCCUCCAGGUUGCCAGAUCUGAUGAUGAAUCCUGUGGCCAGUUAUCUUGCUGAGGAGCUGUUACGAAGCUGUACGAACAAUGUCUACCUGACGUGGUACGAAUGUUCCUUCAAGGAGCGGCUGGUAGCUUACGCCGUCAACGGUGCGUCCAGCUACGUCCUUCAUCACGUCAUUGACCGCUGUGUCAACAAAGGCAUGCUGAAGGUGAUCUAUGCUGAGCUGGAACCCUACAUUGAAGACAUCCUGGCACUUAAUCAAAUGGGAGUCAUCAAAAGUUUGGCAAACAUCUGCCAAAAAUUUGGUUGCAAACAGAAGAAAUUUGUUAAUUCCUUAAUGAAUGCAUUUCACUGCUCUGAGGAAGAAAGGAGAAAAGAUUUUGUCCUGCUUUUGUUGGUCAUGAAAACCCACGACAGAUACUUCAGUUCUGACAACGCUGACACCAACACCGUUACGGAGACACCCGACAGCAGCACGAGUGGAAGCCAGCAGUCAAGUCUCCCCAACCCAAUUGAUAUCCACGGAUCAAUGUUAGUCCAGACGUUACUCAGGUUCUCCAGUCCGCAAAUCAUCGUCUCCAGUUUCCUCAGUCUCUCCGCUGAGAUCCUCCUAGAUAUAGCUUGUGACUUUCAUGGGCAACAUAUAAUGAAACAGUUCUUUGAAAGCGCUUCUGUCUCAGACAAGGACAAAGACGAUUUGCUCAAUGUGUUUCACCCCCUACUGUUGAGGAUGGCUUGUUCCAAAUUUGGCAGCCGAACAUGUCAGUCGAUGUGGCCCAACUUCAACAUUGAUCAGAGGGUCCGGGUUGCCAGGAUACUGUCUAAGCAGAGCAUCCACCUACGCAAGCACUGGUAUGGGGCCUUCGUCUUUCACAACUUCCAGCUCCAUUUAUUCCUCAACAGCAACAAGCGGUGGCGGAUGAGUCAGAGUUCAAAAGCCAAGAAACGGAAAGUCUUUGCUGAUAUCUUAGACAAGAACAAGGCUGCCACGGUUUCAAAUGAAGAUAAAGGGGAAGAAGACAUUGAACAGUGUGACGAAGAAUCGUCUGCAGAAAAGAGUCAACCCAAAACCAAAAAACUAAAAACCUCCAGUUCUGAGAAGUGAAAUUGUGAAAUUAAAACAAAAAUUAUGAUCUUGAAUUAAAUUUAUAUUUCUAAUUAAAA